ACACCACGGCAGUCCGUAGCUACCGCCGCUUACCUGUCCGUCGUCAGUGCCGCGAUAUUCCCUCCAAAUGCGUGUUAUAAUUUUAUAAAAACCGAAUUUCAAAGUGAUGAUAUUUUGAAAAAAAAAAAAAUAAAAUAUCGAUUUUAACGAUGGUGUAAGUAGUAUUUCAAGACCAAACAGCACAAUAAUUACAGUGAAUUGAAAUAUCACCCAUAGUGGUUUAAGGAUCCUUCGAUUAUGGACUGAUAGCUGCUACACAUUUUAGUAAGUCUAUAUAUUAUUAUGCACUUAUAUGUUUUUUUUUUUUUUUCAUAAUGUUAACGAUUAUUUUAUCUGCGUGAUAUCUGCAUACUGUAUGGGUAUCCUACGUAUCUAUACAUCUUUAUGUAUCGCAUAUAAACACUAGUUCGAUUUGUUUGAUUGGGAUAUUGUUUUACAACGUUGCAUAUCGAAUUUAAAUCAUGACUUUUGUGGCAAUGUAUAGUGGGUGAGCAUAACAUUAUCAUUGAAUAACACUGUCCUUGUAUAACACGACGGGAUGGUCGUACGGGUCGUAAGGGCAUCUCUCUUUUUGCCAAACAAACAAUAGUUACCUAUAGUUCAAUGCACGUUAAUAUUUAUGCGUUAUAAAAACGACAACGGGGCGCGGUUGAGUUGAAUAGCAAAUGUAUGUUAUAACAAUAUCAUGUGGGUAGUCAAAUUACGAAAAGAAAAAAAAAAACAAACGGUGACCAGUCCCGGAGGAAUGCGACACGUUGACCUCUAAACUUGGCAAGGGGCAUAGUAAUGGGAACCUAUAGUUAAUAUUUACGUGUUUUCACAUUCGUAUCGGCACUUGGCAUUGCACGGAUUACUAGUGGCCGGAAGUUUUAUCACUAUUGUUGUAUUUCAUUAGUGUUAAUUAUUCACGUAGUAACGUCUAUUGAAUUAUGAAGGAGUUAAGCCCGGAUUUAGGAGGAUGCUCGGGUCUUGGAAUUUCCAUAAUAUAUGGUGACCAUAUUAUAUUGAUAUAUUAUAAUCUUACUUGCGAACAAUUUAUAUUUCGAUUACACUUGUAAAUAUGAUAAACAUAUUCACAAAUUCCAUUUUAUAUGAGCGUAAUUAUAGAGCAAGAAAUUGCACUUCCUUAAACCAUCAACCGUAACCGACUUAUAUAGAUUAUUGAAUAACAAUAUUAUCUAAGAAAACAUAAUUUUAAUGAAUUCAUAAAUAAAUAAUAACCUACUCGCCAACUAUCCAAGUAUCCAAGAAGAAUAACUAGUUAGAUGGUCGUGGAGAUUAUGGUAACUAUAAUAUACACAGAGACGUGUUUUAGGACUAAUCUAUAAAGUACAGACAUCUCAUGGUUUUUACAUUCCUAACUAUUUAAAUUGUAAAAUAAGUAGUAGAAGUUAAAUGACAGAUUUAAUAUUUUAAAUUUGAAUAUUUUUUACUGUUUUAUGUGCAUAAUUAACUUUUUAAAAUACUAUUUAUUAUUGGAACAAACAAUAAAUUUACUGAGAAAUUUAUAUUUUAAUUUGUAUGUAAUUUAAUUUAAAUAGGUAUCCACUUACAUAAAAAUAUUUCAAACAAAUAUUUAAGUAACUAGGCACCUAUGAAUUAUAUUUAUAAUAUGAAUUUUAAAAUAUCUAUGUUACGCAUCCAUAGGUAUACCCGAUUUACACUUACACACUAUGCGGUUGUAAAAGUUCUAGGUAUAUUACCCAUAGUUAAAAAUUUAAAUAAGUUAUGUAAAGUAUAAUCAUUAUUAGAUAUUUAUUCAUAACUUUUUUACUUCUACAUAUAUUUUAUUCUCCACACUAUUUUUUGUAUUAUACAUUUCACACACAAAUAGGUAGUAUAGGUUUGGCUAAUAAUGGUUAUAUUUUAAUACAGGUAGGUACCUACCUAAUUAUUUUGUAUUAUUCGAUUGGGGCUGUAGAUUUUAAAGUUAUACUUGCACGAGUUCUACGAGUAUUUACAGGUUAGUAUAGCGUUAGAGACAGUAAAUAUUAAACAAUUAUAAUUAUUAUAAUCAAUAGACAUACUGAAGGUGGAGGUAGAUAUCUAUAUACAGACACCUACCUAUAUACGGGCUAUACUCAUUUAUCAUUUUACUGAAUGGUUAUGUUGGCUUAGGUUAGGUACAUUAAGUACCUAUUAUAUUAUUUUUAAUAAGUAGUUGUGCUCGAAUAAAUCUUCAAAAUAAUAAAUAAAUAAUAAUUAGGUAUUUCUUGUAAAUUGCGCGAUGUGCAAAUUCAGCAAUAAGUUAAUACCUACCUACAUAAUAAAGACUGAAAUUAAAUUUCCGUUAUAUAAUCUAUGGUAGGAUAAUAUUUCGAGAAUCGAGGUAUAUAUUAAGUUUCGUCAUGAACAUAAUAUCAUUAACAUAAUGUUCUUAAUUUUGAUAAUAAAAUUCAAAAUUGAAUACCUAAUAAUUUUUAAAUGACAGUCAAAUCAAAAUUUAAUUUAAUUGGGAUAACUCUGCUGAAGUAAAAUAGUAUUUCAUUUUGAUAAAAUACACUUUAUUCAAACUAAUUAUUGCAGUUACAAAUGAAUCGAGUGGAGAAAUAUUAGGGUCAGUGAACUAUACCUCCGUAUAUAUAACUAUACCACGGGAGUUGGGGAGAUAUAUUGUGUUCUUGGGUCGAUGGCGAUGCGAAAUAAACGUGUAGUAUCAAUAAAAGUAUGGUGAUAAUUUCAAAUUUUAUUAGUAAAAAGGACAGAUGUAUAGAAUAAAUAAUUAUAGUAAAAAUAGACUGCGUUAAUCUAUUGGCAAUGAGUAAUAACAAACUAGUCAUUUAUGUUUUCCUUCUUACAUAAACAUUUCGAUUUUUUUUUAUUUCGUAUUAUACUGUAGGCUGGUAAAAAAUGCUGUCACUUUUUAUUACUUCUGUUAUGUUUUUAACGAAUCUAAUCAUACAUUUGAAAUUAAACGCCUCUUAAAAUAAAUAAUAUUAUUAAGCUUAAUCUUUUUUUAUCGCGUAAUACAAUAUAUUAUGGUGAAACUUAUUCUAUCAAAUUAUUCAAUCUAAUUAUUAGCCUUUUUACGAAGUUAAAAAAUUGAAUUCACAUACAUUUGAAUUUGUUCGGUCAUUAUUUUAAAAUUAAUAAACAAACGGACAUACUUUGCACCAUGAGUGGGUUACUAUUGUAGGUAUGAAGUUAGGAAUGUAAAGGGGAAAUUUAAUGCAUAUCUGUAUACAAAGAUUAAUAAUUGUUAACUAAAACGAUUCUGAGCGGAGUUUGGUUGUACAUGUUUUAAAAGGCCGUAAUAUUUGAAAAUAAUUUCGUAUAUUUUCUCGUUUUUCUUAUGUUUCUCUCGAUUUUUUCCCAUUUAUUAUGAAAACUCCUAGGAAAACCUAAAAUACCACUCCAGUCAGAUUCUCUUUCAGAAAAAUGCUAGGUACACUAGACAAGUUGUUCAUAGAAACAAAAAUAAACAUCAUCAUUGUAAAACCAAUACAUUCCUUGCUGCGCUCAGAAUCUAAAAUAAUGGACCUAAGACAGCGACAAAAAUAUGGACCACUAGUUUUUUUUAAUCCUUGUGGACCGAUCUGUUGCCAGUCCGUCACUGAAUGACUGUAAACUAAUGUACAUCCUAUAAGCACUUGUAUCUACAAUUACUGCUUAUUUAUGCCAUUGAAUAUUUUUUACUAAAUCAACAUAAAUUAUGAUUUAAAUAAUACUAUGAAAAUAUGGUGGAAUAUUUAUUAAGAUUAAAUUUAGUCAAAUAUAACGAAAUUUAAUAAUAAUUAUAAUUAUAUCAGAAACCAAGUAGUUAUAAAAAUAUUGUUUUUAAGCUAAAAGUUAAAUAACAAUUAAAUUUUAAUUACUAGUGUACCUCGGUAUUACAUUGUAAUAUUGUAAUUUGUAUGACCUAUGUAUUUAUAAUAUUACAUUAUUUUCCCACGUGAUACAUUUUUCAUUACCGUAAUAAAUUAUGGACAUCAUCCACUUUAAAUCGAAUUGAGCUAUUAACGUACAUCAUAUUGUCUUAUAUGUUUAUAGUUAUUACUAAAAAAAAAAAACUGUUUUUAACUAAUACCGAGCAAUUUACAUUAAAAUUAAAAUUAUAAAAUUAGAUUUACGAAUUUAAACAAAACUAUUUUUCAAUAUUAUCCUGUCGGUAAUCGACAAUGAUGUAUACGUUUACAGUUUGUUUUUCCAACAAAUAUUUAACGUUAUUCAGAAAUGCUUGAAUGAACACCGUUUAAUACAAAACAACGAAAGAAAUCAAAACAGAAGGGUGGGAGAUUGAUAUGUGCACAAUGCAUCUAUUAUGUGUAUUAUAUAUUUUAUUAUAAUGCAUAAGACACCUGCAUUAUAUAUUUUAGGUAUUUUAAUAUUUAAAUUUGAUAUAAAUUAUAUAAAAGAAUGAAUGUGAUAUUAUUUUCUAUACAUUCAAUUCAAAAAUUCAAAUCAAUACAAUAUUUCUUUAAUUCAUAUUUGUUUUCUAUUUGGUAGAACCAUUUUAGUAAUAGUACUGAUAUAAUACUAUAAUAGUAAUUAAUAACUAAUGAGUUAAAGGUUAAAGCUGAAAUUGCAUUGAUACAAUCUUUCGUUUAAUUAUACCAGUGGCCAGUGGGCUACACGUUGGUUAUUUUUAAACUAGUGACAGCUAUAAUUUAUUAUUAUUUAACCUGGCCGGCGACGUUGGGUAAUGCCAGCUUUCACGUGCAAGACCAUAAUACUAUAAACUUUAUUAUUACUAACAAUCCUUAUUCAGCGUGCAGGCGUUGUCCGACUAUAUUUUAUUAAUCCCAAUCUUCUAUUCGACAAAAAAUGAAAUGAAUCCCAUUAGAAGUUACGGAGAUAAGAGGCGAUGAAAAAAACACCUCCAUCAGUAAAAAAAAAAACAUAGUUACAAAGUAAAAAUUGUCCAGAACUCCAGCAUAGGUACAGUUUGUGUAAUUUGUUUGUCUAAAAACAUGUCCAGUUAUUUUGUCAACUUACAGUUCUCCCUUAUUUGCGUAUGUGAACUCCGCGCAAUUAUUACCUCAAGCGAUUCCACCCACUGUAAAAUUGUAUAUACAGUGUAAAUACCGGGAUAAUUAUUGGACCGUGAAAAACAUUAAAUUCGUUUGUUUACCCGUGUUGUCAAGGGAAACUCAAAACGGAAAAAACAAUAAAAAAAAUAUGUAUUCAGUUUUCGUAUUCAAAGUCCAAAAUUUAAGUCUAAGUAUGUGAGUUCUCGUUAGCCCGGGAUUUUAAGAGUUUUUACCAUUUGUUUUCUUGAUCAUAAUUCACACGUGUACUCUAUAAUAAUAUACACAUUACGCAGUCAAAUUUAAUUUUCUUUUUUAGAUUCUGAGAAGACCGAAGAAGCUAUUAAUUUUACUAAAAUCUGUUUUUUCUUUAAAAAACAUUUUUUCAUUUAGGUAAAUACUCAAAAUAAGAACUAAAAAAAUAAAAAUCUAUCUCAUCUCAACUCUAAAGUACUAUUUGAUUAUUAUUAUUUUUUUGUCAUUUAUAAAUUAUCUAUCUUCAUGAUGUGCAUUUUUUUCUGUUACUCUACUGCUUCAAAAAUGAUUACUAGAAAAAAAAUAAACACACUACCUUCUAAAUCAAUAGCUCCCUUGAUUGCUCUGAAUCUUAAAUUAAAUAAUUUUUAUAUCACAAAACAUUAUGUGAUAGUUAAUGUUAUAAUGUAUUAUAAUAUUCGUAAAAAAAUAUAAAAAAAAAAUUGAAAUUGAAAAUAAUAAAAUGCCUAUUGUAUCUAUAAUAUACCAGGUAAAUACUCGAAGGUAUUUCUUAUUAUAUCUUGUGGUUUAUAAUUUUUUUUUUUCUAACCAUAUGGUUCUCUAAGAGUUAAUUAUAAGUAUAAUAAUUAUAAAACACUUGUUAUUUGUUAUUAAUUGUUUUAAAAAUAAUUUAUACUAUUUCCAAUGCGAAUAAAAUGCAACAUUAUAAUAACGUGUUACAAAAAAACUGUUCGAUAGUUUAUACGAAUUUUAAUGGCACCUAGGUGUCUAUAUUAUAAUACAGAGAGUGCCGAACUAUGUUGUUCUAUUAUAUUUAUUAAAUUGAAUAUUUCUAAUCAUUUAAUAUUCAUGUGUCGUGUGUAUAGUGCUAUUAUAUAUUCAUGUUUCAACUCAAUUGUAUAAGACUAAUCGAUUUUCUAGUUCACAAAUGAAUAUUAAUUAAGGCUAUAAAGAUCUAUUUUAUAACAGGUCAUUGAACGAUCUGUGUCCAAGAAUGUCAUCGAUUCCACGGUCAAAGACGUCGAUUUUGUGAUGAUAAUCGAUUCUGCAAGUGCAUUUUUUUUUUCUGUAGGCUUGUCCUUGACACGGAUAUAAAAAAGAUCAUUUCGUCGUUUGUCAUUUAAUUUUAGGUUUUUUUCUUUAACCGUCUUUACGCGAUAUUUCCAUACCGUGAACAAUCGCUGCUUGGGAAGAGAGCAUUGACAUGUUCCUGCGGUGCAGAUAUAAUAUAUAUAUAUAUAUAUAUAUAGCUACACCGAAACAGAUCUCGUUCCCAGGAUCGUUCUAAUUAGCCUCAAAAAUAGCCACUGAAUGCUAUUAACGAGAAAAAAAAUACCAAUUGUUUGGUUUGGGAACAACAUUACAUAUAUAUUACAGUAUACAUCACCUAUUCCUGACAUGAAAAAUUCCAGGACAGCAUUAGUGGGGGAGAGAUACUGAUGGGGCGUAUCAUCAUCAAUGUGCAAUCAUAAUAGAUAUAAUAUAAUAUGUUAUAUGCGUGUGAGGAACGGUACUUUUAUGCGUAUAGGUAUAAACUGACGUCUGACAUACCUAUACUCAAUCAAACAUACGAGCUAGAAGUAUUCAUAUUAUAUUUGGACCAAAUAGGUUCAUGAAUAGAAUACGACGAUUAUGUAGGUAAGCAAUUUAAUGAUUCGUAAUAGUUUUGACACAUAUGCCUGCAGAAAACUUCAUGUACUAUUUAAUUAAUAAUUACAUGUUUCACAUUGUGUUUACAUAAAUAUUUGUGUUACGAAUUAAUAAAUAAUAAUUUAACAAUACAAAACAAUUUUUUUCAAAAAAAUACUAUAACGUUAUAUAAAGGUCGAUAACCUCCUAAUAGUUUUCAAAUACAAAUCGAACACCACUAUUAUUGUAGGUACUGCCCCGUUAAGCAAAACGACUGGAAGUAAUUUUGAUACUUUUUUUUCCACGGAUGUUAAGAAGAGUACAAUAGAUUUGAAUUGAACGACUUCUAGAUAUGUUACAAUAGUAUAAUACGAAAAUACUCAUGAAUUUUAUGUAUACCAAACAAUUUCGGAAUCCAAAUUUACAAAAUAUGUUAACUAUAUUUACUAGGUAACCUUUUCGUUAUUCACUUAUAAUAUAAUAUGAUUCAAUAUUACAAUUUACCUAUACACAAUACAAUACACAAUAUAAUCUAAGUAAAUGCAUAAAAUAUAACUGUAUAAUGUAUAAGUAGGUAACCAAUAAAUAUUAGAGUUCCAUACAAAUGGAAGUAUGUAGUAUUAAAUAUGAAUAAAUUAAUAUAAUAGCAUAUUUCACUUUAUACUAUUAUAAUAUAUCAUACGGGGUUAUGUGUUAACAAUUUUUUUAAAGUAAUAACACAUUGAUAUACGAGAACAGUUAGAAUUGCUUGAACUAAACUAUCUAUCCGUGUUAUGAGACUACGUUAUUUUAAUUUUAAUUUAACUACGGAUAAAGUAAAUAUCUGUGGAGAAAUUAGGAAAAAAUAAACACGAUUUUUUACAAGAAAAAAAUGAUGUAGACAGUAGAUAUGCAGUAAUAGUAGGUACAUAAAAGAUUACAGAUAAAAAUAACUUUCAUCUUUCUCUUUCUAGUCUACAGGUAGAUCGACGAUCACUGAUCAGUUAAUUAUAAAUAAUUGAAAAUAAUUAAAAAAUUCUAGUAUAGAUAUAUGUAUUCUAUAGUUGACUUGGAAUAAGUUAUAAGUGCAUUUCCUUUUUGGAAUUAAAAAAAAAAAUUGUGCUCGGUAUAUUUUCUACUGUAAUCAAUUAACAAUUAACUAAUAAAAAUCGAUUUAUUUCAUUUAUAUAAUUUCAUAUUUUAUAUUAAUCGCAUCAUUAUAUUUAAUAAACUAUAGAUAAUUAUUUGGAAACUUCAUAUACAAUCUGUUUUUAUGAUAAAAUUAAAUAAAUUAGAUUUUGAUUAAGUAACUUCUGGGUAGGUAUACCGACGUAAGAAAAGAAUGAUAGACAUGUUUCAAUUACGUUGUCUAAUACUUUCGUUUGCUCAUUGUUGGUCAAACGAUAUAAUUUAGAAAAAAAUGUGUAUAAUGACAUCACGAUGUUAUAGAAAUGAACAAUAGAAUCGCGUUAAAUAAUAUACUAUAACAAAACCUAAGUAGGCAGAAAGAUAACGUUUAUCGCUUUCAAAACAACAAUUGACCGUAAGUAUAACUUAAGGAAACAAAAUAUAAUUUAUUUUAGAAUUAGAAUCUAUGAUCAUCUGAAACUCGUCCAAGCUUAAAGCCUAAGAGAAAGUUAAUAAAAAUAUUUGUUUAACAUUUAUUGAAUAUAUACAAAUUAAAAUGUUGGAGUACAUUUUUGAAUAAACCGAAGAAUUUAUUAAUAAUAGUUAAUAAUACCAUAAAAAAUACCGGUUUAUGUGGUUUACUAUAAGAAUUACUACCAACGUUGGUAUGCCGUUGAGAUGAGUAAUACCUAUGUCCUAUACCCAUCAAACAUGUUUUGAGUUAAUAACAUGAUGACUGAUGGAACACGAUGAACUUUUAUCAAAAUACAAAUUAGGUUACUACAUUAAUUGUGAUUUCCAACUUUCAUUUUCCGAUAAUAUUAAAUGUAUUGCAGUCCAUUUUUUUUUUUUUUUUUAUGGUUAUCAAUAAAUAAUUAAUUUUGUAUGCAAAAAAUGACAUCGGUUCAGAAUUAAAUUGCUAAAAGCGUCAUUUGACUUCUCAAUUGUCAUUCGUAAUUGAUUGUUUUGUUUGAGCACUGUUGUACGUGACUAAAAUCACCAGAAGCGUUAAAAUGAAAGAAAAUUAUUCUGUGUUGAUUUCCUCGUCAACCGGAUGCGCUAGUCGAACAACAGAGUAUUUUUUUCGACAAUCUUCUAAAAAAGAUUGGAUAUAAUACGCAAACCUGUUGAAAUAGUUGUAGAAUAUCGCCGUAAGUGAUUAUACACACUACCGUGUUCCAUUCGGAUGCUUACUAGCUAUCAUCUUGUCGAUAGAGGAAAAAAGUUCCUCCAAGUCACGUAUGACAGGUGUACCAUGACUGCCGUAUUGGCUGACAAGAGAAUUAUAUUGCCAGGUGGUCUAGUCUCGUCACGGUGUUUUGAGUAGUUCAUCACGGCUGUCUAUUGGUUGUUGUUAUUGUGUUAAUGAACGAUGUUAAAUUGUUCAUAUACACAAACCUGGAAAAUAUAUAAUUGCAUCGACAUAUACUACGGUGGUAAACUGGUUUCAACUAUUUAUAUGCCGGUUCUAGGCUAGUAGGACUGUUGGUCGUUGGAUGUCGCAUCACACGUGCCACGCAUAACCAGUUAUUCUUGCCCAUAUCAAUGGAAUUUUUUGUAUAAUAACUGGGACAGUGAGAGAUCAACAACUUUUCCUGAUGUAUACCUACCCUACCUACCUAUACAAUUAUAUUGCACGUUUUUCCUGCAGUAGAAUCCUGCAUUAUACAGUGUACUCAUCUCUCGUCAUUAAGCUGCAAUCAUGUAUUGUAUCAUAAAUGAGAAAAUGAUUUUUUGUAAUUUACUCGCAGACAAAUAGGAUAUACGGACAAUCGGGUGGGAUAAUGAUGUAGAUGUAAUUUUCAGGUUCGACGGCCUACCUUGUGUGGGCGCUUCGUCUAAUCUACCGCAGUCAUCGUCCAAUGGCUAUUGUUAUUUAACUGUAUUCUUGUAAGAAUAGCUAAUGGAUUUUACAUUGUAAUUUAUAAAUAAUCCACCAAUGGGAUAACAAUUUGAUUUUGAUUUUGAUUUCACAUGCUGAGUUACUGUUUAGACUUUAAUGUUAUAAAUAUAAUGUAUGCAUAUUAUUCUUAUGAAACAACACUGUCCAACAACAGAAUAUAGUCCGACGAUUACUCAUUCAAUACAUGUAUUCUAAUGCAUAUGGAAUGCAGUUUAAAUAUAAAAAAUUAAGUGUAGCUAGAAAGUAUUGAUCAUGACCUGACAAAUAAUAUAAAUCAAUUGUCAUUGUGCAUUUUAGCUUACGAAAUAUUUCAUUUUAUGCAAUCUCGAUUAAUGUUUUUUUUGUUUUGCCGAUGAUAACAAAUGUUUGGCAAUCACUAUAUCCGGUGUCCGAACUGGUCUUUAAUUAUUUGUGUCAAGUAUGCAUCUAAUUAAAUAGCUAUCGAAUGGACAUUAUUGUUUCGGUUGAAAUGGCCAAGGGCACUAAUACAUGUUUUGGUCAUUUAAUAUUUAUUAUUACAUUACAUUAUUCAGGAAUACAGGAACGUAAUAAGUGUGUACGUACAAUAAUACGUAUAAUACUAUAAUAUUAUUAUGUUCUCACAGACGGUUAAUUUUGCAGAACCAACAUGCCAGGGCCGAGGAGGUUUAGUAGUGGGGGAGUAGGCGGUGGAGGACAGGCGUGGGAAAUGGGCGAACGGCGAUAUUCUGUAGCUGGUACAGACCCUCAUUUAAGUCAUCAUGCGGUCACAUCAAUGGGACCACCAGCAUCUGAAGAUCUUCACGCUUGGAGUAUUUACAGGUAAAAAUCACUUUAAAUACGUUUUUUAUUCGUUAUUAUAUUGCAUGAUUUAUGGUGCUGUUUUUUUUUUCAACAGGCAAAAUUUAAAUUCCGAUUUUACGGAUUCUGCUCUUGGUUCAAGUGAGAAGUCCCCCUUACCAUAUGGUAACUUUCAGUUACGUGAAUCUACCGUACAGUCUAUACUCAGCCAUCCACGAUAUGGACCAAAGUAUGAUGUACAUAAAUCACCUUUAAGUUCAAAUAUGUACACGUAUCUCAAGUUUGGUUUACCAAGAGUAUUUCCACCAAAUAGUCGUAGAGAUGGGUCCAGCGGUUAUGACUCUAGUGAUGAUGGAGCUGCAAUGCGUACCCAAAGGCCUUAUACGAGAACUAGGAGUGAUCCAGACUUUUGCAACCAUGCAUUGUAUCAUGGCGGGGUAGACUAAUUUUAUCACUGAAUUCGAAAAAUGUAUAUUUUUUUAUAAUUACAAAAUAAUAAAUUAUUUUUUUAGCCUACGUUACAAAGACAUCACCCAGGUCGUCGAGGAAAAAGUAUAAGUGAGGCUAAUUUACUUGCACCUCAUGGAUAUCCUAUUCGUCAUGAACUUCCAACAAUGCGAAGAAGCGUCCAUGACUUACGGGCAUUGUCCGAAGUAAAUCAUCAUCACCAUUAUACUAAUCCAGCACACCAUUACAGGUAUACAUUUUAGUGAUACCUACCUACAACUUUAGCUGAUGUAUGUAGUUUAAAUUAAAAUUGUUCUUUAAUAGUUCUCAUCACUUGACGAGCGGUAGGCCAGCUUCCAUCGCUGUUGUCGGUACAACUGCUACCACACCUAGAGAUAGAAGUAUUAGUAUGAUGAGCAAUUUAAGUCCAAAUCGGUCAGACAUAUAUGGCCAACCCGCAAUUGUUUAUCCAUAUCUUCAGGUAUAUUAUAAUUUUGUUGCCAUCUUUCUAUUUUCGAAAAUUGUCAUGUUUUCAUCAUUCCUGUUAAUGUAGUUAAAGAGCCGCAUCACUUACAUUUGAUUUCUCUGUCUGUCUCGCGCGUAAUAUAUCAACAGAGGCAUUCCGCAUUUUCACUAUUGUGACUCUCUGGUUGAGUUUAGGGUAAAGAGAUGUAUAAAUUUUAUAGUAUUUACUAUGAUUUACUAUGAUACUUUACUAUAGAUUUUACGAAUGAUUUUAUUUUAAUAUUAUCAUUUUUUAAUUUAACUUAAUUCUCUUAAUCCAUAUCAUUAAUAACGUAUAAUGAAAUUUAAAAUUUAAAAAAUAAUUAUUUGUAGAAUUCAUAGUAAAUACACUUUUUGUAAAAUGUAUACCUAGGUCUUUUUGCCUUUAACUGUAUCAGAGAGCUGAUAUUGCGAAAUCCGAAAUAUCAAUAACAGAUAAAGAAAACACAAUAUGUUAGUACGAGGCUCCUUAAUUUUAUUGAAAAAUAAAUAUUAUUAUGAAUAAUUUAAUUGUAUAACGUCAUAAUAUUUUACUUUAAAGUAUAUUAGUGUUCAAAUUAAUUUAAUACAUACGAUGUAUUAAAAGCGAUGUUAAUAAACUCAAUUAAAAUUUUAGGUAAGAGGUUUAGAAGUACCAAGUAGUUCAGAUGGAAAAAGGCCAAAAAUUCAAAGCAUUUCAUUUGAAGUUCAAGCUGGUGAAGUAAUGGCCUUUAUGAUGACAUCAGGUAUUAACCGUACUAAACAUAAUAUACUUAUAUAUAAUUAAUAAUUAUAUUACAUACAUGACAAUAUUUUUAUCAUAAAAUAGCAAUUUUCUCGGAGUAUUUUAAGUAGAUUCGAUUUCAUAAUAUUGUCCAUAACGAUAAAAAAAAAAAACAGAAUCAAAUUCACUAAAAAUUCUCACAGAAAAUUGCUGGUUCAUGAUAAAAGAAUCACUCUGUACAUUGUUAUUUAUAACUAGGGUACAAAUGAUGUUGCAGUAAAAAAAGAUAGCAUAUAUUUGUAGUAUUGCACUGAAAUGUACCAAUUGAACUACAAAAAAAUGCCUUGAGUGCAAAUAAUAUGUUGCAAAUAUAUACAUUUGCAAGUUUGGACCAUGCGUAUUUCCUAUUUAGGACGUAUGGUUAAAAAAUAUUUGGUUUUUAUUUGUAGAACGAGAAGGAGAAGCUCUUUUAAGUAGUCUUGCAAAUCGCCAUCCAUGUCAAGUACAACACAUAUUACUUAAUGGCCAAAAUAUUUCUCUUUCUUCAUUUUCAAAACGAAUUGCUUACAUACCCGCUGAAGCUAAGCUAGCUCCUAACUUAAGUGUAGCACAGACUUUAGCAUUUUAUUCUCAUCUGCGUAAAGCUCCUGCUCGUGCCAUACCCAAAGUAUCUCAAAAUGAUCAGGUUUGUAAAUGUUGAUAUGCAGGUAUAUUAAAUAGUGUUUCAAUUAUAUAAUUUAAUAAUGAAUAUUUAAAUAAUAUUUUAUUUUAGAUGGGAGUACUAAUUGAAGAGUUGGGUCUUGGACAAGUGUUGAAUACUAAUGUUUCUGAACUAACUGCUUCUGAAGCCCAAAGAUUAAGUGUAGCUUGCCAUUUAAUGUCAGACGCAGAAAUUAUAAUGCUUGAUAGACCAACAGUAACAAUGGAUAUAUUCGAUACGUUCUUUCUAGUUGAAUUUCUUAGACAAUGGGCUGCUGGCGCUCCUAGUACGUAUUUAUAUAAUUUAUACAAUAAUUAUAUUAAGUAUGAAUAAAAAUGAUAGUUAUUUAUUUUUAGCUGGUGUUAAUCCACGUAUUGUAAUGGUCACCUUGCAGCCACCAACAUAUGAAAUCUUUACUAUGGUUUCCAGAGUGGCAUUAAUAUCUGUUGGUCACCUAAUGUACUGUGGUAGACGUAGAAAUAUGUUGCCAUAUUUUUCAUCAGCUGAUUAUCCAUGUCCUGCAUUCAAAAAUCCUUCAGAUUACUACCGUAAGUCAAAUAAAUAAUUAAUAUUUAUUUAACAAAUUAUAAAAUAAUUUAUUCAUUUAAUAUAUAUUAAUAUAAAGUGUAAAUAUCUUUCUAGUUGAUUUAGUGACAUUAGAUGACUUAUCAGCAGAAGCCAUGUUAGAAUCAAGCCAAAGGGUAGAACAAUUAGCGGAUUUAUUUAGAAGAAGAGUUGAACCGUUACCAGAUCCUGGACCACCGCAAUCUUUACCAGGAAAACCACGAACUGCAUCUGUGCCAAUACAAAUCGUUGCCAUAAUACUGUAUGAAUAAUGUGUUUACAUAUUUCAAUGUUUUAUGAAUGUCUUAUUAAAUAUUAUAUCUCUUCAUAUUUAUUAAUAUUUAGACGUCACAUGGCGUAUUCACAACCCAGGAGUAGUCUACGAUGGAUUUCUAGGUUAUUUAUUGCAGGUAUAUUAUCCAUAAUUAUUGGUGCAAUAUUUUGGGAUAUUCCUGCUACAGAUCCUCAACUUUCAUUCGGUGACAGGUAAAUAAAUGAAACAUUAAUAGUUUAUAAAAUGUAUUAACUACUUACCUAUAUUUGUUCAGGAUGGGAUUUUAUUAUAGUACUAUGAUAGUUGGAGCAUUGCCACUCAUUUUACAAAUUGCAUUAAACGAUACUCAUGGUAAUGAUCGGAAUGCUAUAGAAAGUGAUAUUGCUGAUAAUUUAUACAGUCGAUUUGUGUACAUUUUAACAUCUGUAAGUUACAUUUUUAUUAUAUUUUAAAAAUAUAAAUAUAAAACUAAAAUAUUUUACAAUGUCUUUAGAUUUUCUGUAGUAUUCCUCCAUCUGCUUUAAUUUGGGUUGUGUAUUCUGUGCCAGCAUAUGCAAUGUCAGCUCUCUAUCAAUAUUUGAGCGAUCCAGAGCCAUUUUUUGCAUAUAUAUGUAAGUAUAUAAUGUUAUAAUGUUUUAAGACAUAUUACAAUUAUAAACAGUACCUAUCAAACAUUUCAAAACUUUUUUUCUAGAAAGUUCAGUGUGUUAUAUUGGUAUUGUAUUAAUGUAUAACAAAAUAUUAAUAAUUUGAAUGUUCUAUAUUUCUUAAGUGUACAUUGUGAUUCAUAUGAGUGCUCUCCAAUUAAUGGCUACAGCCAUAGGAUACCUUAUGCCAGAUCGUCUCAGUUCAUCAGUAUUGACAACAAUAACUGUUUUUAUAUCUGGUAUAGUUAGUGGGGUACCACUCAACUUUGCUGAUAUAAAGAAAAUGCCAGGAAUCCGAUUUCUUUCUACUUUGUCUCCUACUAGAUACUUAAUGUUGCCAUUGUUACAAAAUGAUCAUACACAUGAAACUCUUGUUUCACUUGCUUCAUCUCUUGUAUGUCGCAACAAGCAGGUACACAUAUUGUUUGAUUGUAGUCAAAGGAGAUUUUAUUGUUAAUUUUGUUAAUUUUUAUUUAGAUUCAACAUCAAGAUAUAAUUGUACAACUACCGUGUCCUAUCCCAAAUGGUACUGCAGCUCUCAUUCAUCAUGGUCUUCUUGCACCGGCAGUAGAACCAUAUAUGAUAUUGACUAAUCAUGAUCCAUUGUGGUCUGGACUUCUUCUGUGGGGUUUUUUUGCUUCAAUUGUUAUAAUUUUUUUUGUAAGCAUUGGUAGGUUUUGUAAUAGAUUUCAUAAAGUUUGUCGACCGCAAAGAUAACUGUAGAUUUUAUGUGAAUAUGUUAAUUUUUGUUUAUAACAAUCAAUAACAAAUUAGAUAUUUAUUUAAAAGAAAUUAUUUUUAAAAGUACGAGGUAUAUUUUUUACUAGUUUUGUUUAUAUGUUUUUAAAGCGGUUGUUCAAAUAGAUUUUAUAGAAUUCAUAAACAUAUGUGACAUGAAUGUCGAGAUCGAACAUCGUUAUUACUUGUAUUAAUCAUGUCAAGUGCUAGAUCAAAUUAAAAUAUGCAACGAAUAUAGUUUUACAAAUAUUAAAUUGAACUAUGUGCAAUUAAAUCAAUUAAAUUUAAAAACUAUGAUUAUACCGUGUGGCGUGUUCUUUUAUACAAAUCGCUCAAUCUUCUAUGAUUUUAUUGACAAAAUCAACAUAAACUAUUAGUAAAUCUAUUUAAUUUAAAAUAUGUUUGUAAAAUAUAUUAUACAUUAACUAAAUAAUUACCUAUAUAAUAAAUAAACUAUUACUAUUACAGCUGAAUUAUAGUCUAUAUCUAUAAAUAUAAGUAAUUACCUACCUACAUGAUAUCUGUUAAUAUUAGUUUAAUGUAUAAUUAUUAAAAUUGCUCAUUAUAAUAAUAUAUAUAUAUAUAUAUACAUAAAUAUAAUAUAAUUAAAUGUUACAAUAAUAUUUUAUGUACAAAUUUGCAAAAUAAAUACAACAACGAACAUUGUUUUAUAAAAAUGUUUUUUUUUUUUUUUUUAUUUGACUAUUAUAGUUAUAGUUUUUGUACAUAUUAAUUUAUGAUGUAUGUACCUAGUAAAGUAUUAACUGUAAUAUAAUAAUUAAUAAUUAUCGUAUAUAAUAAAGCCCAAAUUAAAUAUCCACACAAUUUAAAUAAUAUAAGAUCAUAUAUCAUUGUAUGUUUAAUUCACACAUGAUACUUGUACCUAAAUAUUGAAUUGUAUGUUAUAUUAGUACCUACAUUUAAAAUUGUUCCUAAUGCGCUACAAUCAUUUUGUAGAUACAUUACUGCUGUUGUACCUAUUUGUUUUUGGUUUUUUUUUUUUUUAUAAUUCCUCUAAUGUAACAUUUCGCG
This is a messenger RNA of Cinara cedri, 16211 nucleotides long. The record is from the annotation of a GenBank genome assembly. Lineage: Eukaryota; Metazoa; Arthropoda; Insecta; Hemiptera; Aphididae.